AUGAAGUUUCUCCCCAUCGUCAUCUCUGUCUUUGCCGCCACAUCUCUGGCGCAGAAUGGGUGUGGCUUCCCCGAUGGCCCCGACUGCGAGUCCGUCGGUGUCGGCGCCAACGGGCUGGAGCAGUUUGUCGACCCUGACGGAUGCUGUCUGUUGCCAUUCCGCUGUGGAAAUGUUGCUGGCGAGCUGUGUGAGCGAGUGAGCGGUAACAGUGCCGGCAACAACGGAAAUGGAAACACAAAUGGCAACGGAAACACCAACGGAAAUGGGAAUGGGAAUGGGAAUGGCUUCAACUUUGGCUUUGGGAGGAACAGGAACAACCGCCGACGAGUGUCACGAAUCUAG
This is a messenger RNA of Fusarium keratoplasticum, 342 nucleotides long. RefSeq lists its product as uncharacterized. Bases 1 to 342 code for a protein of 113 amino acids. The transcript has 2 exons. Lineage: Eukaryota; Fungi; Ascomycota; Sordariomycetes; Hypocreales; Nectriaceae. The record is from RefSeq and is a predicted model, not a curated record.